UAGUCGCGUCGUGCUCUUUAUUUUAAUAAAAGUAAUACACAAGCAUUUUAAAAUAGCUAUAAUAUUGAACAAUUUGAUGUGUGGCUACCUCGGUCUGCAGUGAGUUGUUAUCUCAGGGAACCUCAUCGAUCUGUGGAAUAUAAAUCAAUCGCAAGUAUUGUACUCUUUGUAUGGAUUUCAUUGAAGUGGCGGAUUCGCAGGAUUUUUUGUUUUCUACCCACAUUGAAAUUAAUUUUUUUUGCAUCAACAUCAGACAGAAAUUUUAUUUUGUGUUGCCAGGUAUGCAGUUAAAAAUACCCAUAAAUAAGAAUCAUUAAUUGUGGAAGUGAUAUAAAAUAAUACCCACAUUAUCUGGUAACGCAUAGUUCUUACAUAUAUUCGUUUAUACAUAUAUAAAUUAUAAAUAUAAUGACUUCUCCUAGGACUUGGGGCUGUUGUGCGCUGGAUAGACCAGAAGACGAGAAGUACAUUAAUUGUUGUGAAUGUAAUAAAUAUUUUCACUUUGAAUGUUUAUCUAUACAAGUAAUAUCAGAUUCUGAGCUUCUUCAAUCUUGGAAAUGUCCAGUUUGUCAGAACCGUCGUUUGAAGAUGACUAGAAAGGAUAGUACACCAGUGCGAAAAAUAUCGACUGCUAGAGGUAAUAAAAGACCUGCUUUGAACUCUCCUCCGUCGGCCUGUCCACCACUGACAGUGGACGACGUGCGUGUUGCGGUUCAGGAUAUUCUGGAUAGCAAAUUCGAGAAAAUGGUUGCACAGCUUAAAGGAGAUAUGGCCUCAAUGAUAAAGUCGGAAUUGGCUACUAUAAGGAAUGAAGUAAGGGAGAUUGUAGAAUCCGUAACUUUUAUGAAUGCAAAAUUUGAAGAUUUUGUGGUUGAACAUGAGAGCAUGAAAAAAGAAAUAACAGAAUUGAAAAGCGAAAAAGAGAAGAUGAAAGAUACAGUGAAAGAACUGAAUACGCGUAUUAUUUACUUGGAGCAGCAUUCUCGUGCCAGUAAUCUAGAAAUUCAAUGCAUACCUGAACAUAAAAAUGAGAAUUUAUAUAGUAUAGCUAAACAGAUAGGAAAAAUAAUAGGCUGCGAGAUUGAAGAAACUGAUAUUGCCCAUUGUACUCGUGUAUCUAAAGUGAACCCUUCAAGUUCUCGUCCGCGAUCAGUGGUACUGCAAUUAUCUUCACCUAGAACUCGGGAUAAUUUUUUGGCGUCUUCGAUUAAAUACAACAAGACUAAUGCAAAAGCUAGACUGAAUAGUGCCCUUCUUGGAUUUUCGGGUAACAUUACGCCAAUUUACAUUGUGGAACAUCUGUCGCCUGCCAACAAGGCGUUACAUGCCGCAGCUCGGAUUAAAGCAAAAGAAAAUUCUUACAAAUAUGUUUGGGUGCGUAAUGGCAAAAUAUUUGUAAGGAAAAACGAAGAAUCUGGUUACAUGCUGAUCAAAGAUAUGGACUGUGUGGCUAAAAUCGUAUAAUGAAUUUCAGUU
Messenger RNA from Galleria mellonella (greater wax moth), 1476 nucleotides. RefSeq lists its product as uncharacterized. Lineage: Eukaryota; Metazoa; Arthropoda; Insecta; Lepidoptera; Pyralidae. The transcript has a single exon. The coding region runs from base 409 to 1464 and encodes 351 amino acids. The record is from RefSeq and is a predicted model, not a curated record.